UCACUCCUCCUUACCAUUGUAGUACCAAGUUUCCAUGCCCCCAAAUCUCACCUUUCACCAACUCUCCUUCUACCCCUCUCUCUCUCUCUCUCUCUCUCUCACUCCAAGAAACGUCACUGUGUUUGCUGGAAAAAUUACCCCUUUUUUUCAUUUUCCAUAGCUUUCUUGGUCUAGAUUAGCAAAAGAACCUGCAUUGUAUCAGCUCAUCUCUGCAGAAAUCUUGAGAAAAUGUGGAAUCUUGCAAAAACCCAUUGUGGGAUUUUGAGUUAUGCUGGGAUUUCGUGAUCUUCUUACAGGGUUUUUGUGCUAUGGAGAAGCAAAAUAGGCUUGUGGAUAAGUCACAUUUUGGUGUGAAAAGACAAUGUGAAGGGUGAAAGUUUGAGUAUCUGGUGUCUGAACUGUGUGUAUAUGUUUGUGUGUGAUGAUGGUGGCUGCUGUUUCUGGUGGAGGAGGAGCAGCUUCAACAACUGGCCCACAAAACCCCAAAACAAUUUCUCGAGAUGAGACUCAAACUCACCAAAGAAGACCUCCACUGCUGCCUUCUGAGAAGGAUAAUAAUGGUAUUGACAACCCAAAAAGGCCUAAAUCAAGAGUUGUUUCUUCAAGGUACAUGUCCUCUUCUCCUUCCACUUCUACUUCAAAUUCUUCCUCUGCAUCUUCGUCAUCAGUUUCCUCUAGAAGAUUCCCAUCCCCUUUAGUUUCAAGGAAUUCCACUGCCGCGUGGAAUUCUCCUGCUUUGGUGCCAAAAAGGUCAGUUUCUGUCGACCGGAGGCGGCCGGUGACAGCAGCUAGGCCUUUAACACCCGAUCUUGAUGCCAAACAAGGCAAUGCAGGUGGUGGUGAACCUUCAGCUGCUACAAAGCUGCUGGUCACUGCUACUAGGAGUUUAUCAGUUUCUUUUCAGGGGGAAGCCUUUUCGCUUCCAAUUAGUAAGACUAAAGCUGCCCCGCCUUCACCUAAUUUGAGUAGUGUGAGGAAGAAUACACCAGAAAGGAGGAGAAGUAGUACUCCUUCAAGGGUGAAGGGUGAUGGGGGUGGAGAUCAAGUUGAAAAUUCCAGGCCCAUUGAUCAGCAUCGGUGGCCGGCUAGGACAAGACGGGCAAAUCCCUUAUCUAGAAGCUUAGAUUGUAGUGGUGGGGAGCGGAGUAAGCUCAUUGGAUCUGGGAAUGUUAUUAGAGCAUUGCAGCAAUCCAUGAUUGAUGAGAGAAGGGCUUCAUUUGAUGGAAGGCUGAGUAUUGAUUUGGGCAAUGCUGAGCUUUUGAAGGCAGUUCAGGAUGCCCCAGAUGGAAAUUCAGUCAAUAAUGAAUCAUCUGUGCAGUCUGAUCUUACUGCAUCAGAUACAGAUAGUGUUUCUUCCGGUAGUACUUCUGGAGUGCAAGAAUGUACUGGGGUUUCCCAUGCUAAAGGUGGACCUCGUGGAAUUGUUGUUUCAGCUCGCUUCUGGCAAGAAACUAAUAGUCGGUUGAGGAGGUUGCAGGACCCCGGGUCACCUUUGGCAACUAGUCCUGGUUCAAAAUUGAUUGUGCCACCAAAGUUGAAGAAGUUCCCUAGUGAUGGUCCCUUAUCAUCACCACGAACAAUGUCAUCACCUAUUCGGGGGCCUAUAAGAGCUUCAUCUCCCAGUAAGCUUAUGACCUCAGUUGGAUCAUCUCCUUCACGAGGAAUGCCUAGUCCAUCUCGGGUCAGAAAUGCUGUUAGUACCAUUAAUAGUAGUUUUAUUGAGACACCUUCAGUUCUCAGUUUUGCUGUUGAUGUUCGGAGGGGGAAAGUUGGGGAGAACAGAAUUGUUGAUGCUCACUUGUUGAGACUUCUAUAUAAUCGACAUUUGCAGUGGCGUUUUGGAAAUGCUAGGACUGAAGCAACCUUGCUGGCGCAGAAACAUAGUGCAGAGAAGAGUCUGUGGAAUGCUUGGAUAACAAUCUCAGAUCUACGUGAUACAGUCACAAAGAAAAGACACAGGUUACAGUUGCUGAGGCAAAAAUUGAAGUUAGCCUCCAUUCUCAAGGGACAAAUAACUUGUUUAGAAGAUUGGGCUUCUUUGGAUAAAGAUCACUCUAUCUCUCUGCUAGGAGCAAUUGAAGCGUUGAAGGCUAGCACUCUUCGCCUCCCUGUUGGUGGAGGGGCUAUUGCUGAUAUUCAAAGCUUGAAGGAGGCAGUUGGUUCUGCAGUGGACAUGAUGCAGGGAAUGGCAUCUUCAAUAUGUUCUCUUCUGCCAAAGGUAGAUGAAGUGAAUUCUCUAGUGAUUGAACUUGCAAAAGUGACUGCAAAAGAGCGAGCUUUACUCGAACAAUGCAAAGAUUUCUUGGCUGUGCUAGCAGCCAUGCAGGUGAAAGAUUGUAGUUUGAGAACACACAUCUUACAACAUAACCGUGUAUGAACAGCUUGACAUGACAUUGUACAACUGAUCCUUGUGACUACCGACUCUAAUGCUAACAUAGAAGAACUAAAACCAUUCGGUCCAAAGGCGGAGAUGGCUUUGGCGGCAAUAGUGAUGCAACAACAACUGAUUAGUUUUGCUUCUCAACCGACAUUUUUUGGGGAAUAAUUGAGGUCAGUCUUCUGCAGUAUUGUGCCUUAGCAUCCAGAGUUAGAGGAAAUGUCUUAAUCAGUAAUUAGUUGUGUACACAUUUCUUUUUCUGUUUCCCCUUUCUUGAGGGAAAGAGAAAACUUUGUGUAUAUAUAUCCAUCAUAUUAUAUAUUUCCUAAUGAAAUUCUUGUUCACCAGUAGUUGCUAUCA
Messenger RNA from Coffea eugenioides, 2737 nucleotides. Its product is annotated as QWRF motif-containing protein 2. Gene Ontology annotation, biological process: centrosome cycle; spindle assembly. Gene Ontology annotation, cellular component: nuclear microtubule; cytoplasm; centrosome. NCBI's taxonomy places the organism in Eukaryota, Viridiplantae, Streptophyta, Magnoliopsida, Gentianales, Rubiaceae. The record is from RefSeq and is a predicted model, not a curated record. Gene Ontology annotation, molecular function: microtubule binding. The transcript has 6 exons. The coding region runs from base 422 to 2377 and encodes 651 amino acids.